AUGGCUCUCACCGUGAGCAGCGGUGGCGGAGGAGCUACAAUCCGCUGCAUCGACCUCACCGAUUCUUCUCGUAUUCCUUUCUCCACCACCAGACUCGUAAACCUCCCUUAUCCAUCACGAACCGGUCUUCACAUCGUCUCUGCCGCCAAAAAACCCUCUUCCCAAACCGGCCGGUUCGACAGCAAAAAACGUCGGACCCUCGUCCCGACGACGACGAAGGAACAACCGGAAGAAGAAAACAACGGCGCCUACGACGGCGAGAAACCGCCGUCUCAGAUCGAAAUCGACGACGGAGAAGAUAGGUUUGCGGUGAACACCCGAUUCAGAGGUGAUCCUAAAGACGCACCCAAGUUCUUUAUUAAGGAUCUUCCUGGGCUUGAACCUGAUCCUUUUGAAGGUCCUCAAUGGGAUGGUUUAGGGUUCUUUGUUCAAUACUUGUGGGCUUUUGGAAUCCUUUUCGCGUUAGUCUCCGGUGGAAUUGCGGCGGGGACUUAUAACGAAGGUGCGACGGAUUUCAAGGAGACGCCGGUUUAUAAAGAAGCGAUUCAGUCUCGUGAUCUUCUUGAUGAAGCAGAGAGUUCAAACUCUGAAGAUGUGUUCGAGUCUAACCCAACAGAAGUGGCUCCUAGUUUGGAGUAA
Messenger RNA from Arabis nemorensis, 639 nucleotides. The record is from the annotation of a GenBank genome assembly. Lineage: Eukaryota; Viridiplantae; Streptophyta; Magnoliopsida; Brassicales; Brassicaceae.